UAUACCUAAUUCAAUUUAAUCACUUGAUUGAACGGCUUAGAGUUGUACAUGGAUGUCAAUCCUGAAACUAGUUUGGAAUUGGCGGGGUAUUCCGAAUCAUCCAGAAAUGGCUACAUACUCGACAGUUUAGCUGUUAGUAACUCGUCCCUGCACGUCAUUUCAGCCACGUGUGCUCUAUGCCACAGAGCCCUUUCAUCAGAUAAUGAGACAGUUGACCUUGAAACUAUCAGCAUAUGCGGCGAUUGCAAGUUUUUGUUGCUCGAGGAUCUUGAUACUGCCUCACCAGAUGUGUUGUACCCAAGGACAAUGCGUGUAUCAAGAAGGAGGUAUGACAGUUCUGAGUCGAUUGAGAGCAUGUUUUCUCAACAACUUUCGCAGAUAAUCAGUCUGGCAAGGCAAAGCCAGCCCAUUUCUUUCGAGCAUGAUAUUCAAUCUGUAGAUGGAGAUGGUGCUGCAAGGCGUGGGUCUAGAAGAUCGAGGAUAGGGUUAUCAGACAGUGAGAGUGAUGCCUUUGAUUCUCUGUAUGGAGAGAAUGAUUCAAAUCUAAGCUUUAGGAGAUAUAGAUGGGCUUCACAUGGAGAGGUUGAUACCGUUGUUUCUUAUAGAGGAGACUCGGAUGAUGACCACAGUUUCCUGGAAAAUGAAAAUUAUGAAAGUGAUACUGAUAUUGACCCAAUGAAUGCUGGUCUGUACCGAUGGAACUCGGAAGAAGAGGAUAGUGAACAGGAGGAAGCUGACAUUGAAGUUGCAACUCAGCUUCAUAGCUCGUCGAGAUCGAAUGUUGCUUACAUCAAUUGGCGUAGACAUUUUUUGUCCCAUGAAGUUGCGGGUACAUUUGUACGCAGAUUCCAUGAGAGGGUACAGUCACAUAGUGGGGACUUGUUAGCCAAUUUGGAAGAGUCGGAGACGUACAAUUAUGUUGGAGAAUCUGGAGAUUACCUAUAUGGCAGAGGCUUCGGAGAUAUAUUGGAGCAUCUUGCUGAAAGUGAAAGUUCAAGGAGAGGGGCACCUCCUGCUUCCGUAUCUUUUAUAAGCAAUAUGCGAUGCAUGACCAUUAACGAAGAGAAGCUGGACAAUAUGGUAUGUGCAAUCUGCAAAGAAACUUUCAGUGUUGGAAUUGUUGUAAAUGAGCUGCCCUGUUUUCAUAUGUACCACCCAUGCUGCAUAUUGCCAUGGUUAAGUGCGAGAAAUACAUGCCCGCUUUGCAGAUACGAGCUUCCAACGGAUGACAAGGAUUACGAAGCAAGAAAAAGGAAUGGGGACAUGAACGAAUACGAGACAAUUGAGGAUAACAUUCAACACGAAACAAAUGAUGACGAUAGUGAUAGUAAUUCUCAAGGGGAUGAAACUUGUGAGAUGGAACAAGUGGUAAAUGCAGAAAGUGGCAGGGGAAAGAAUAGAUGGUUGAUGAUGGCAGCACCAGUUGUUGGUAUGGUUGGGAUUUCUCUGAUGAUGUGGUUUGGCAAUUCUUCAGCAGCUGCAGCAGCUUAUAGAAGAAGCCCAACGAGUGCUCACAUUCACCGCCCCAAGGACAAUGGCCAGAGGAGGUGGUGGUCUUCCUUUUUCUAACUAACUUUUGUUCAAACAAUUCUUUUUUUUUUUUUUUUUUUUUUUUUUUUUUUGUGCUCUUGGGUAUGUAUCAUCAAUUUGUUUAUGAUUGUCAAGAGUUUUAUACCCAAUUAAGCAGGAGGCAGGUUAACUUUCUUGUACAUGUUGAUGUUGUGGCAUCUCGAAUAAUAUACUUUAAAAUUUCUUUAGAGGAUGAA
Erythranthe guttata (spotted monkey flower) is the source of this 1766-nucleotide messenger RNA. Its product is annotated as RING/U-box superfamily protein. Gene Ontology annotation, molecular function: ubiquitin protein ligase activity. Gene Ontology annotation, cellular component: cytoplasm. The record is from RefSeq and is a predicted model, not a curated record. Gene Ontology annotation, biological process: protein ubiquitination. NCBI's taxonomy places the organism in Eukaryota, Viridiplantae, Streptophyta, Magnoliopsida, Lamiales, Phrymaceae.